AUCAAAUAAAAUGUUUUGGACGCCUGCCAUUUAGUGUCGACCCCCAAAAAAAGUGUCAACACCACGUCCGUGUCGGAGUUUUGAAUGCUGACCAUAUGGUGUCGACACCAAAAACACGUGUCGACACUAGACCCGUGUCGAGCUUCUGUCCUCUUUUGCAGUUUCUUCAUAAAUCACUGUUUAAGUCCACAACACCUUCCCAUUUGUCAAAUCCACUGGCACGCAAGUCAUUAAUCAUGCAUUGAUUACAGCUUAAAAAACCCCAUAGAUCAAGAUCAACACUACACUCAGUAAAAUUCUCAAUGAAGCCUUCCUGAACCAUUUGUGACUUUCAAACAAACAAUAGGAUUAAUUAGCCAAUCAGUUAAACUGAAGGUAUACCUGUCAUUUGUUGCUUUAAUCCAUAGGAAGGAUCUUAGUUGGAUGAGUUCAAAUAGUUUCCCCAGUGGGAGGGCUGUUGAAUGUAACAUGUGGCAAUGCUACUGAGCUGAUCAUAGCAAUUUUCGCGCUGGCUCAAAGCAAAACAGAUUUGGUGAAGUAUUCCCUUUUGGGCUCUGUACUAGCAAACUUGCUUCUGGUUCUUGGGACCUCUCUCUUUUGUGGAGGAAUCGCCAACCUUAGAAAUGAACAAAAAUAUGAUAGGACACAAGCACAGGUGAACACACUUAUGCUGCUGCUGGCGCUGUUGUGCCAUAUUCUGCCACUGUUGUUCCAGUAUGCUCCGUUAUCAGACGCACAGGCAGCUUAUCCAACACUUCAUUUAUCCAGAGCAAGUAGCAUUGUAAUGCUGAUUGCAUACCUUGCUUUCCUGGUCUUUCAACUGUUCACUCGCCAGCCGUUGUUUGAAGCUCAGGAGGAAGAUAAUAAUGAUGCUGAUGAUGUGAUAUCAGAAGAGUCACCAGUGAUAGGAUUUUGGAGUGGAUUUAUUUGGCUAGUUGGCACGACUGCUGUAAUAUCUUUGCUGUCUGAGUAUGUUGUGGACACAAUAGAGGCGGCUUCGGAAUCUUGUGGUAUUUCUGUGAGCUUCAUGAGCAUUAUCUUGCUACCUAUUAUUGGAAAUGCAGCCGAACAUGCAGGAGCCAUCAUAUUUGCUUUCAGGAACAAGCUGGUACCACUAGCUGUGGUUGUUGCUUGGAUAAUGGGUACUAAUAUGGAUCUUAACUUCAAUCUCCUCGAGACUGGCUCUCUUGCUCUAUCAAUCAUCACUGUAGCCUUCACUUUACAGGAUGGGACUUCUCACUACAUGAAAGGACUGGUUCUUCUACUCUGUUACUUUGUUAUUGGAGCUUGCUUUUUUGUUUUAAGAACCCCACAAGGGAACCAAAUUCCUUUCUCUGCUCCGCUCUCUUGCUCCCUCUCUCUUCAACCGCCCCGCUCCCUGCCUUAUCUCCUCCGUCAAUUCUGCUCAAUUUCAGAAUUCCAGCUCAAUUCCGUCGCCAUGGGAGAAGAGCGAGCCAUUGUGCAGGUUAAAGCCAUCCCGGGACUCAGACUCUUCGAAACCACCGCACGCGACGGGCCUCUCUGGAAAAACGCGCGGCUUAAUUGUCGUUUCAGUCGCCGUGGUGGUUCUGCUCAUUUCGCGUGCGUUUCGCUUGUGGAGAAGACAGACCAGAAGGAUUUUGGCCCCUCUCCGGCUCAGCUGUUGAAGCAUCCUUUGGCAGCUCUUCAUUACGUGCCCAGAGAUGCCGCCAUUUUCUUAGCUGGCGCCGUAGCUGGUGCCGCCGCGAAGACCGUAACGGCUCCGCUUGAUCGCAUCAAGCUUCUUAUGCAGACUCAUGGGGUGCGAGCUGGGCAAGAAAGUGCGAAGAAGGCUAUUGGUUUCAUUGAGGCUAUACUAUUGAUUGGGAAAGAAGAAGGAAUUAAAGGGUAUUGGAAAGGCAACCUCCCUCAGGUGAUAAGAAUCCUUCCUUAUAGUGCUGUCCAGCUCUUUGCUUAUGAAACUUACAAGAAACUAUUCAAAGGAAAGGAUGUUGAGCUAUCUGUAAUUGGAAGACUUGCAGCAGGUGCUUGUGCUGGCAUGACAUCUACUUUUGUAACAUAUCCUUUGGAUGUACUCAGAUUGCGAUUAGCGGUUGAACCUGGAUACCGAACUAUGUCUGAGGUUGCCUUAAACAUGUUACGGGAGGAAGGAGUUGCAGCCUUUUAUUAUGGUCUUGGACCUUCUCUUCUUGGAAUAGCUCCAUAUAUUGCUGUGAACUUUUGCAUUUUUGAUUUGGUGAAGAAGGCUUUGCCAGAGAAAUACAGAGAGAAGACCCAAGCAUCUCUUUUAACUGCUGUGGCAUCAGCUGCUAUUGCCACACUAACUUGCUAUCCUUUAGACACUGUUAGAAGACAAAUGCAGCUUAAGGGUACACCUUACAAGUCAGUUUUGGAUGCCAUUCCAGGCAUUAUUGAGCGGGAUGGAGUUAUUGGCUUGUAUAGAGGUUUUGUUCCCAAUGCGCUGAAAACCCUACCAAAUAGCAGCAUUAGGCUUACCACCUUUGACAUUGUCAAGCGUCUAAUUGCAGCAAGUGAGAAAGAGUUUCAGCAAAUUGUGGAGGAAAAUCGCAAGGAAGAAAAACAGGACACCAGCAUUAAACAAUCAUGAUCCCUGUAGUCAUUAUAUUCCAACUAUUUAUUUCUACCCACAUUCUCUUAGAAGUCAUUUUCCACCACAGCUGCCAUGUUAUUUGCAGGAAUCACAUUUGAGAAUCUAGCUACUACGGGAUAUUAGAGAAAUGGCGCUCUAGUUACAAGCGCUGCAUCCAUGUAGAAUUCAAGUUCCUCGCAUUUGUAGGGACGGAAUGCAUGUUGCUUAGGAAACAUUUGACAUACACAAGAAAAAUCCCGAGCUUCCAGUUGUUUGUUGAACUUAGGGAUACAUUAAUGUAAGUUGAAAAUCUCUGCCAUUUUAAAAUCCAUCCACAUUUUCCUGGAUCAAGUAUCAGAAAAACUAAAAUAAUAAGAAAAAAAAUAUUGUGUA
This is a messenger RNA of Rubroshorea leprosula, 2962 nucleotides long. The record is from the annotation of a GenBank genome assembly. Lineage: Eukaryota; Viridiplantae; Streptophyta; Magnoliopsida; Malvales; Dipterocarpaceae.